AUGCUUUCAUUUGACAUCAACAAAUACUCGCAGAGGCUGAUAGCACAUAUCCAGCGACUCACGCCGAACGUCGAAGUUGGUCUCAUUCUUUGUGUUACUACGCUUAUUGUUGCCAUUCCUGCUGUUAUUAUUUAUCGACUCUAUUUCCAUCCUCUCGCCGAGGUCCCAGGUCGCAAAAUCCAUGCCAUUACAGGUUUCCUUACACAAUGGAAGAGUCACAUUAUAGGUACUUGGCUUCGAGAGGCAGCUCAGCUUCAUCGACAAUACGGUCCCAUUGUUCGAAUCGGUCCGAAUCAUAUAGCCGUGGAUGGAAGCAUCGGCUGGCCUCAGGUCUACGGUCACCAGCCUGGCAAAGCAGAGUUUUCCAAAUAUCCCAACUUCAUCUUUCCGGGUGAUGGAAUGAGUCUUAUCGGUGCCCAAAAGGAUGAUCAUCGACGCGAGCCGAUCGACAUUGUGACCUGGGUCAACUUGACAACGUUUGACAUCAAAGGCGACCUUACCUUCUCCGAGAGCUUUGGAGGUUUGAAAUCUGGUGGCUAUCAUCCAUAUCUCCUCCUCAAGCCCUUCAUCCUUGCGAUUGGAUACAGGCACAUUCGGGAGUCUAUGGAAAGCGCCGAGAUGUCUAUGGAAAAGGCCAAAGCACGCGUUGCCCUCGGUGAACAGCCAUUUGAGGGGCGGCGAGACUUCAUGACUUACAUGCUCAGGCGAGGUAAGGAUGGCGUGACUGCCAUGAGUGAGACAGAAUUGCUAGUCAAUUCAUCGAUCGUCAUUGGAGCUGCUAGUGAGACCACUGCGACUGCUUUGUCAGGCGCCUUCUUUUACAUUGGCACACACCCGCAGGUUUACCGCUAUCUCGUCGAUGAGAUUCGUGGCGCCUUUACUGACGCUAGUGACAUAACACUGAAGAGUACAGCACAACUUCAAUAUCUACAUGCGUGUAUUGAAGAAACGUUGAGGAUUUACCCGCCUGCUGCCGAAACACCACCAAGAGUCUGCCUAGGAGCAACAAUUGGCGGCAAGUAUUUCCCCAAAGGGACUGUUGUCACUGUCUAUCAAUGGGCUACCUUCCGAAACCCUAGCAACUUUGCCGACCCCGACUCAUUCCGAUCAGAGCGGUGGCUUCCCACGACGCACGCUCUUUACGAUGAAAAGUACGCAGGUGAUAACCGCGCAGUGUUCAAGCCUUUCAGCUACGGCGCGAGAGAUUGUAUCGGCAAGAAUCUUGCUUACGCGGAAUUACGGGUCAUUCUUUCUCAUAUUCUUUUCAAGUUUGACUUUGAGCUUAAGCCUGGUCAAUCGGAUUGGCAUGAGAAGCAAACAUCCUUCCUUGUUUGGGAUAAAGACCCUCUGAACAUCACUCUGAAGCUGCGACAGGAUGAAGCAUCAAUUUCUUAG
Fusarium oxysporum Fo47 is the source of this 1395-nucleotide messenger RNA. Its product is annotated as cytochrome P450. NCBI's taxonomy places the organism in Eukaryota, Fungi, Ascomycota, Sordariomycetes, Hypocreales, Nectriaceae. Gene Ontology annotation, molecular function: monooxygenase activity; oxidoreductase activity, acting on paired donors, with incorporation or reduction of molecular oxygen; heme binding. The record is from RefSeq and is a predicted model, not a curated record. The coding region runs from base 1 to 1395 and encodes 464 amino acids. The transcript is spliced from 5 exons.